Molecule: messenger RNA, 783 nt
Organism: Acomys russatus (golden spiny mouse)
Lineage: Eukaryota; Metazoa; Chordata; Mammalia; Rodentia; Muridae
Product: eotaxin-like
Exons: 3
Coding region: 112-405 (97 amino acids)
Biological process (GO): immune response; inflammatory response; G protein-coupled receptor signaling pathway
Cellular component (GO): extracellular region
Molecular function (GO): chemokine activity; CCR chemokine receptor binding
Source: RefSeq, a predicted model, not a curated record
GUCUUCACUGGAAGCUUCCACCCACUCCACUCCCUAUAAAGGUGGGUGGACUAGCCAGCAGAGCACAGAGGCUGAGAUUAAGGCAGAUAACUCCCAACUGUCUCCUCCACCAUGCGGAUCUCCAUAGCGCUUCUAUGCCUGCUACUCAUGGCUGCUGCCUUCACCUCCCAGGUGCUGGCUCACCCAGGCGCUAUCCCAAUUUCCUGCUGCUUUGUUAUGACCGGUAAGAAGAUCCCCAACCCACUACUGAAGAGCUACAAAAGAAUCACCAACAGCAGAUGCACCUUGAAAGCCAUAGUUUUCAAGACCAAGUUGGGCAAAGAGAUCUGUGCUGACCCCAAGCAGAAGUGGGUCCAGGAUGCUACAAAACACCUGGACCAAAAACGCCCAACUUCCAAACCAUAAACAACUGUCUUUUGAGAUUAAACCAGAGCCUAAGAAAUGCUUGACUCCUUCUCUUCUCCAAGAUGCACUCUGAGGCAAUCUCUGCACCGUGCCCAAGGACUUGGCUUCGUGUAGUUAUAGAUGGAACUGGAACUCAUUAUGUUGGGUGAAAUUAGCCAGACUCAAAAGAUUGUGUAACUUCUGGCAUGUGCAGAAUCUUAAAAGGGGGGGCAUGAAUGUAGAUGUGGGAUUACUGAGGAAUAGGAUGGAAUGGGAUGGGAGAAUAAUUGAGGAUAAUAGAGGAGUGAAUACUGUCAAAGCACCUUAAAGACACAUAUGGAAAUGUCACAAUAUGAUCCACUGUUUUGCACAAUGAAUAUACACUAAUUAAAAUUUAAU